AUGUGUCAAGGUCCUAUUGAUUCAUGUUCAUCAAGAUAUUGGGAUGUAUAUCUCAAUAUAACAGAUAUGAAUCCAUCGAAUAUUCGAGUUGGUAGUCAUGAAAAUUUUCUUCUGUCCAAUAAAGAAACAAUUCAAUUUCUUACUAAUGAAAUUAAUCGUUUUAAUUUAGAAUUAUUAUUAUCACCAAAUGAUUGUUGUCAAAACUAUGCUGAUAUUGUUAUAUAUGAUCAAAAUGGAAAUAAAGUUAAUUGUAUGGACUUCCAAGAAAUUGGUUUUUCUAAAUUGAUUGAUUAA
Messenger RNA from Rotaria sp. Silwood2, 294 nucleotides. The record is from the annotation of a GenBank genome assembly. NCBI's taxonomy places the organism in Eukaryota, Metazoa, Rotifera, Eurotatoria, Philodinida, Philodinidae.